GUGUAUCGCUGGAUCACUGUGACGCCGAAGAAAACUUCUGUUCUGCGGUUAUAAGCACCUUUAAUUUGGUCUGAUUUGUGGAUGUUUCCUCCCGAUGGACAUCAGAGAGGAAUAGGAGUUAGACGCAAAUUAAGGCGAUCACCAAAAACUCUCAAAGAAACUGAAUGAAUUCAGCCGGUGAUCUGCCUGUGAACCUGACGUUGAAGAUGUUGCUGAAGAAGACGCAACGUAGAUAAAUGGGUACACAUAAUAAAUGAGAAAUGUUGUAGUGAAUUCAUUAGGUAUUAAAUGAGUCGUGGACUUCAGUGGUAAUCGCCGAAGUGCAGCUGUAGUAUCACCCCGGGCCGCGCGGUGCCGCUGUUUCUCCGUCGCUGUUUGGCUCGGAUCCAACCGACCCGGAUCUUUGGCGGAACUUAGCGGUCGGUUAGCAACAACAACAACAGCGGGAUGCGCGGACAGCUGUCAGCCUGAAGCGGAGCAAACUGCGUUUUAUUCACGCGGUUGUUCCAACUGCGCCGACAUGCGUGACACGCAGGAGCUUGUGCAAGGAGCCUGAUCGCUCCCGCGGUUCCCCGGUUCACCGACGGAGUGUGAAAUGAGCAGAGAAAUGGGUCAUCGGAGAGAGAGCGGAUCCACCGCUGCUGCCGCGGAGCUAGCAGGCUAACGAGCUAACAGGCUAACCGUCACAAUGAAGAGGAUCUCUUAAACUUUAUCAACACGUGCACUCAGUGACAGCCACAGCCCGGUACCAUGGACGCACUGCUGGAUUUUGAGGAGUGUGUCAAAGACUCGCCCGAGUUCAGACUGAACCUGGAUCAGUUUGAGACGGAGAUUUCCCUGCUGGAGACACACCUGGAAAAGGUGAUGCAGCUGUGUGGUAAGAUGGUGGAGGCGGGACAAGCAUACACUUCAGCCAAUCAGCUGUUCCUGAGCGGCCUGGCUGAACUCUCCGUGUACCAGAAGAAGGACAGCGUCGUCACUAACUGUCUGAACCAGUUCAACCAGGGCCUGCAGGAGAUGGUCAGCUUUCACACUAUGCUGUUUGAUCAGACUCAGAGAGCCAUCAGCCAACAGCUGACCAACCUCUGCACACAGUUCCUCCCGCAGCUGGCAGAGACCAGGAGGGAGUUUGUCCGGAUCGGUGAGGAUCUGGAGACGGCGGCGGUAAAAAACGCCCAGGUGUCUCGCCACAAAGCCGGCGAGGCCGAGAGGGCCAGUCACCUGCUGCUCGCCACUCGUAAAUGCUACCAGCACUUUGCCCUGGACUACUGUCUGCAGCUUAAUACCUUCAAGACUCAGCAGAAGGUUGACAUCUUAAACUCGGUUUUCUCCUUCGUCCACGCUCAGUUAACCUUCUUCCACCAAGGCUUCGACCUACUCAGAGACCUGGAGCCCACCAUGAAGACCAUGGCAGCACAGUUGUCCCAGCUGUCGUCAGACUGUGCGGCUAAAAGAAAAGACCUGGAGAACAAGCACCUGUUGGUGCAGCAGAGAGAUGCUUCAGGUGAGCCGAUGGUCAGCCCGUGUCCUGGGAGUGAUGACAUCAUCCAGGGUUACCUGUUCAAACGGUCCAGGAGGAAAUCCAAGACCUGGAAAAGGUGCUGGUUUUCCAUCAGAGACAACCAACUCAUUUACAGAAAGUCACACAAGGAGGACGCCGUGGUUCUGUUUGAGGAUCUCAGACUGUGCGCCGUCAAAUCCCUGGAGCACAUGGAUCGACGUUUCUGCUUCGAGCUGCUCUCCGUCCAGAAGUGUUGUGCCCUGCAGGCCGACUCGGAGCAGCUGAAGCAGGCCUGGCUCAGCGCUCUGCAGGGCAGCAUCGACCUCGCCUACAGAGAGAGAGCCAGCACUCCGCUCACACAGCCUAAAGAGCCCCCCCCUCCCCUGUGUGGUGGGGACAACUCCCCGGGGCCCCCCGCUCCGAGGCAGGCGGCCCUGGGCGUGGCCCUGAGGGGCCCCGGGAACCAGCGGUGCUGUGACUGCGGCGAGGAGGAGCCUCGCUGGGCCUCCAUCAACCUGGGCGUCACCAUGUGCAUCGAGUGUUCCGGCAUACACAGGAGCCUGGGUGUUCACCUGUCUAAGGUGCGAUCUCUGACUCUGGACUCAUGGGAGGCCGAACAACUGAAGCUUCUCUGUGUUCUGGGAAAUACUGUCAUGAACCAGAUCUACGAGGCUCGAUGUUCAGAGGAAGGACGAGUUAAACCCACAGCCGACAGCCCGCGAGCGGAGAAAGAGAUGUGGAUCAAAGAGAAAUAUGUGGAGAAGAGAUUUGUGCAGAACUGCAGCUCAGAUGGAGCUCAGCGGCGUAAGGACGAGGCCGGGCUGCGCCUGUAUCGGGCAGCGUUGGCGGGAGACCUGGUUGCCAUGGCAGCAGCGGUGGCCGAGGGGACGGAGGUCAACGGCAGCGUUUCCGAGGAGGACGGACGCACAGCGCUGAUCGGAGCCGCUGUCGGGGGGUCGCUGUUGGCCUGCGAGUUCCUGCUGCUGAACGGAGCAAACGUCAACCUCCGGGACCUGAGAGGGCAGGGGGCGCUGCACGCCGCCGCCACCGCUGGACACACCGGACAGGUGUGUCUGCUGUUGAAGAGAGGAGCCAAUCAGUACGCCGUGGACGAGCGAGGGCAGGACCCGUUGGCCAUCGCCGUGGAAACGGCCCACGCCGACAUCGUCACACUACUGCGGAUGGCCAGGAUGAAUGAGGAGAUGAGAGACUCAGAAGGAUUCUUUGGAGCUGUGGGAGACGACGAGACGUUUCAGGACAUCUUCCGUGACUUCAGCGACAUGGCCUCACACGACCCGGAGAAACUCAGCAGGCGGCAGUUCGCCCGGGGAGGAGAGGCCGACGGGGCGGAGGAGCGGGAGAGAGGAGGACGGGGCGGAGGAGCGGGAGAAAUGGCCAACAGUGUCGAAAAGACGUCAGAAUGACAGAACCCGAGGCUGGAGGCCCGUCGGGCCGCAGACCCUCUGUUAGACUUCUCUUAACGGUAGAGUCCAACCGACACCUUUCAUUUUAACCUGUAGAAGGGUUUAGAGCUUCAGAUGACUGACAGUUGACGUCUGAAACUGCGCUGAGCUCAUAAGAUAUAACAAUAUAGUGUAGUAUAUCCUGUAUAAUGACAGUCUAAGUACACACAAUAUACUCUAUGUACAGUUACUGUGGUUGGACAAAGUGUUACCAGUGUUCAAGAGGAUGGAAGAGGAACUAUGACUGCAGCCGACGUUUAGUUUCAUUAGCAUUCAUCAAUUAAUCUGCAGAUUACUCUCUCAGCUAAUCCUUUGCUCUUUCUAAUGUCAGAAUGUUGUGAAAUUAGCCUUCACAGUUUCAUUUAAAAACCCUCAUUAGGUCCAACGGACAGUCCAGAAUCCGUAAGUAUUCAGCUCUGUCUCAGAAAACUAAGGGAACUAGGAGCUGAGUCUUCACAUUUGAGAAGCCGGAAGCCGAGAAUUGUUUCGCUCGUUUUUCCUUAAACAGGGUUUCCGCAGGUCUCGAAAAAUGUCUGAAAAGUCUUUGAAUCUUGAAGUUUAUUUAAAAAAGGCCUCGGGAGAUAUUAAAGUCAUAGGAGGAUGGUUAGAAAGUGUAAAGCUUGUUGUUAAAUGCUUUUCUCUGUGAUUUUAGCAAAGACCUCUGACCGGAUGUAAACCUCUAAUGAAUUACUUGUUUUUUUGUGGUUAAUCUAUCCAUUUAUUCAUCCGUCCAUUGUGGGCUGCUCGUGGAGGUCGUGUAUAAUGAGUAAUUAAUUCAAGACAAGGAAUUAUUGUAGUAUACAGCAGGGAAGUGCUGACAAAACUGUGACAGAAGUUUCAAAAGUCGAACUCGUGUACUUGGUAAAUGACUCCAGACCUUAUCCUCCCUACCGGUGCUUGUUGGUGUCUUUCACAGUCUUGAGACAGGUAGUAAAUUACAUUCUGCGUGGUAUCAAAACGGUUUUAAAAAGUCUUCGGUUUAAAUUGUCGGACCUGCAGAAGCCCUGUUUAAAAAAAAUGACUCUUAACGGUUUGAUUAUCAGAACAGUUGCCGAUUCGAUUGAAUCGUUGGUUCAUUGUCUCGUCUCAGCUUUAGGAAGAACCUUCGUCCUUUCUGCUGCAUCCUAGCUCUGAAAAACAUUCAAACAUUCCUGUCAUUCUGACCCGAAUGAUCUUUUGUUAUGUUACGUCUCUGUAGCGGUUUGCUACCAGGUGAAACCAGAUCCAGACAAACAGUGAACAGCUGCUAUAAAAUGAGCUGAAUGGACGGUGUUAGUGUUCACAUUGGUUUCUACAGUUAAUUGUAAUUUCUCUAAAAAUUACAAAAAGAUCAGAGGACUUCUGUGUGCAUCUGAACCGGCCUCUCCUCCGCGUAGCGUCGCCACAGUUUUCAGUGGUUGACACCCUGUCGCGCCUCUGGGCUACCAGCAACCCCCCCCCCCCAAUAAAACCACAAACUGUGGUUGGUAGCCACGUUAGCAGCUGGAGGGUCGCGUCUCUCUGCGGGUCGGCCCAGGCCGAAAUAUCUCAGCAUCCACUGGACGUUUCUGGACAGACAUUCAUGGUCCCCCCCGUCAGGUUCAGAUUUAUGGUGUUUAGUGAAAUAACCGGAUGGACUGUGACGAAAUGUGGUUCAGAUGUUCACGUUGUCAUUUGCCCAGUACUUUGGUUUAUGACCCUACAGAGCAUAUGGAGAGGAAAUUACAGAAGGUAAAUACACUGAAAAGACGUCGACAUCAGAGGCAGGGCCUUCUGGCAGAAGUCACCACAUUUUCCACAUUUGCCUCAGUCUGGAGCUGAAGGUUCGACUGAGCGUUUUAUUAACCUUGAUUUGAUGUUUUGCUCUCUACUGUGUUCGCUAACCUGUGAUCAGAAAGGGAUUUCACGUGUAGCCGCUGUUACACGUCAGACUGAAGUGUUACCGUUACGUUUGUCGAGGAUUUUAGCCACUUUAUCAGGGAGUUUACAGCUCCGGAAAUGUCUGAGGUCUGAGUCUAGAAGCUGUUGAAACAUUUUUAUGAACGAGGACUGAAGUGGACCAACAGACCGUGAAGACAGAAUUCAGCGCUGAGGCAGAACCCUCGCGUCGCUGCUGUUACAGAACGUCGUGUUUUUACCGAGAUAUUUUUGAGAAACGUGGAUUUUUAGGGCUUCGGACCUGCUGAAAACUCGACUGCGUCAUUUGAGAAUCGGGUCCUGGAAGCUUUUCUCUCCUGAGGAGCAGGAGGACGGCGUGAGGGUCCUGCCUCGGGCUGGAUUUCUGUCUUUACCGACAAAACAUUUCAUUCCACACUGUUACUAAUGUGAUGCUACUGCUCAAUAAAAUGUCUUA
Xiphias gladius (swordfish) is the source of this 5296-nucleotide messenger RNA. RefSeq names its product BAR_ACAPs and ArfGap_ACAP domain-containing protein. The record is from RefSeq and is a predicted model, not a curated record. The transcript is spliced from 22 exons. Gene Ontology annotation, cellular component: cytoplasm. Gene Ontology annotation, molecular function: protein binding; GTPase activator activity. Lineage: Eukaryota; Metazoa; Chordata; Actinopteri; Istiophoriformes; Xiphiidae. The coding region runs from base 751 to 2925 and encodes 724 amino acids.